Camelina sativa (false flax) is the source of this 1446-nucleotide messenger RNA. NCBI's taxonomy places the organism in Eukaryota, Viridiplantae, Streptophyta, Magnoliopsida, Brassicales, Brassicaceae. The record is from RefSeq and is a predicted model, not a curated record.
AUGAUCCUCCACAGCUCGAACCAGUUCGGACGACUAACCAAGUGGGCGAUAGAACUCAGUGAGUAUGACAUCGAUUACCGCAUCCGCCCAACCGCCAAAUCUCAGGUAUUGGCAGACUUUUUGAUCGAACUACCUCUCAGCAAUGACAAACUAUCCCACAAUAGGGUGGACGAAAUAUGGACCCUGCAUGUCGACGGAGCCUCUUUGCAACUCAGUUCCGGGGUCGGAAUCCGCCUGACAUCCCCAACAAGAGAAAUUCUGGAGCAGUCGUUCCAACUACGCUUCCAGGCAACAAACAAUGUCACCGAUUAUGAAGCUUUAAUCGCCGGUCUCAAACUUGCCGACGGAAUGGGGAUCAAGCGAAUUCGCGAAUUCGCCAGUCAGUUCAGUGGUGACGAGUUCGAGCUGAUCAAAAUCCCAAGAGGAGAUAACGCUCCAGCCGACGCCCUGGCAGCACUCGCCUCGAAUUCAGACCCCAAUUUCCGACGCGUCAUACCAAUCGAAAGCAUUGACACGCCAAGUAUUAAGGAAGCUCGGCCAGCAACCUGCCUCGCCCUUCAUCAACCGAACGAGAUAAGAACCACGUGGAAAACUGCAACCUCAAAAUGGGACUUCGAACCUCCCUCUGAAGACGACAAGACGGAUUGGGGAGUCGAAAUCUGUGCCUCUUUGGCAGACGACGACAUGCCAACAGACAAAUGGGCAAAACGACUGUUGAAAACAAAGGCUGCCCACUAUACCCUAAUUAAGGAACAUUUACUUCGGUGGACCGCAUCGGGAGCGUUACUCCUUUGCUUACAUGGUAAAGGCACAGAACGAGUCAUGACGGAAACGCACGAGGGAGCCAGAGGGAACCAUUCGGGAGGACGAGCCCUGGCACUACGCAUCAAAAAGCAUGGCCAUUACUGGCCAACCAUGAUAUUUGACUGUGAGAGGUUCGUCGCUAAGUGCGAGAAAUGCCAACGACAUGCACCCAUCAUCCACCAACCUAUGGAACUACUCCGAACCGGAGCAGCCCCAUACCCGUUCAUGCGAUGGGCGAUGGACAUAAUUGACCCACUACCCACGUCAAGACAGAAGCGUUACAUCCUCGUCCUAACCAACUACUUUGCGAAGUGGGUAGAAGUCGAGUCUUACGCCAAUAUAAAAGCUAAGGACGUCCAACUAUUCAUGUGGAAAUUCAUAAUUUGCCGACAUGGGCUGCUAUACGAGAUAGUUACCGAUAACGGCUCCCAGUUUAUCUCCCUUCAGUUCGAAGAUAUUUGUGCCAAAUGGCGAAUCAAACUACGAAAGUCGACCCCGAGAUAUCCACAAGGAAACAGGCAGGCAGAGGCAACGAAUAAAACCAUUCUCGACGGGUUAAAGAAAAGAAUGGAUGCCAAGAAAGACGCUUGCGCAAACGAACUUGACGGAGUGCUCUGGUCUUACCGAACGACGCCACGAUAA